This is a messenger RNA of Musa acuminata subsp. malaccensis (wild Malaysian banana), 1316 nucleotides long. RefSeq names its product stearoyl-[acyl-carrier-protein] 9-desaturase, chloroplastic-like. Lineage: Eukaryota; Viridiplantae; Streptophyta; Magnoliopsida; Zingiberales; Musaceae. Gene Ontology annotation, biological process: fatty acid biosynthetic process. Gene Ontology annotation, molecular function: stearoyl-[ACP] desaturase activity. The record is from RefSeq and is a predicted model, not a curated record. Gene Ontology annotation, cellular component: chloroplast stroma.
UCAUCUCCUACGAAUUGCAGUGCCUGCUCGCUCGAUCGCAAGAUAAAUGGCCUUAAGGUUGAGCCCUUCUUGUUUCCUUCAUGGCUGCGGUCCAAAGUCUUCCACUGUUGUGUUACUUCCCCCUUUUCCUUCCUCCUAUAAACCCAGCCACUUUGCCAUGCUUGCCGGGAUCAACAAGAAGAAGAAGAAGAAGAAGACUGUUGUACGUGCCAUUAGUCCGGAAAAGCUUGAGGUCGUUAAAUCUAUGGAGGGAUGGAUGGAGGAUAACGUGUUGACGUUCCUGAAGCCGGUGGAGAGCUCAUGGCAGCCUCAGGAUUUCCUGCCGGAUCCUUCGGGGGAAGGCUUCUUGGAUGGGAUAAAGGAGAUCCGUGAGCGGGCGGCAGAGAUCCCCGACGCGUACUAUGUCUGCCUCGUCGGCAACAUGAUCACCGAAGAAGCUCUGCCCACUUACGAGAACGUCCUCAACACUUUCGACGGCACCCGGGACGAAACCGGGGCGAGCAUGACGGCGUGGGCGAGGUGGACGAGGAAGUGGACGGCGGAAGAAAACCGCCACGGCGACGUCCUGAACAAGUACCUGUACUUGAGCGGGAGGUUGAACAUGCGGCAGAUCGAGAAGACGAUACAGUACUUGAUCGGAUCGGGCAUGAUGAUAGAGGCAGACAACGAUCCGUAUCGUGGCUUCGUGUACACGUCCUUCCAAGAGAGGGCAACCUUCAUCUCACACGGAAACACAGCAAGGAAAGCCAAGGAGCACGGCGACGUGCUGCUGGCGAAGAUCUGUGGGCUGAUCGCCGCGGACGAGAAGCGCCACGAGAUGGCGUACACGAAGAUCGUGGAGAAGCUGUUCGAGGUCGAUCCGGAGGCGACCAUGUUGGCGUUGGCGGACAUGAUGAGGAAGAGGAUCAAAAUGCCUGCUCGGUUCAUGUUCGAUGGGCAGGAACGGGACAUCUUCCGCCACUACUCCUCCGUCGCGCAGCGGCUCGGGGUGUAUACCAGCAAGGACUACGGGGACGUGGUGGAGUUCUUCGUGGAGAGGUGGAAGGUUGGGGAAGUGACGGGGUUGUCGGGGGAGGGGAGACGGGCUCAGGACUAUGUCUGCAGUCUGCCUAGCAGGCUUCGCAAGACGGAAGAGAGAGCUCAGGAACGGGCGGAGAAGAAGACCAGCAUGGUGCCCUUCAGUUGGAUCUUUAACAGAGAAGUUGAGAUUUAAGAGUUGCACACUGCAUGGUCUGUCACAAUCUACAUGCUCUCAGCAAACACCAUAUAUAUAUCUAUAGCUUAUAGCUAUGUUUGUGCUCAUCUCUCUCUAACUC